Messenger RNA from Macrobrachium nipponense, 3191 nucleotides. RefSeq lists its product as uncharacterized. Lineage: Eukaryota; Metazoa; Arthropoda; Malacostraca; Decapoda; Palaemonidae. Gene Ontology annotation, biological process: lipoprotein metabolic process; lipid transport. Gene Ontology annotation, molecular function: catalytic activity; lipid binding. Bases 493 to 2049 code for a protein of 518 amino acids. Gene Ontology annotation, cellular component: extracellular region. The record is from RefSeq and is a predicted model, not a curated record. The transcript has 2 exons.
GAUGGUGGAAAGCGGUUGGCAACCAAUCGCCUGAUGCCAACUUCCUGUCGGUGUCGAGAAUCAUCAUGCAAAACUCGUAAACCUAUUGCUUCUUACUUUUGUUUAGGUUAUAAGAGAGAGCAGAAGCAACAGCUUCAAAUCAGCAUUUUCAGAAUCUCUUUGAACUGAAUUCGAUGUGGAACAUGAUAGUGGAAUCUAACAGUGAAGGGGUUAUGCCAGUGAACAGAGUAAUAAUUGUGAAGUAAGACGUAGUUAGUACGUCAUGCUAACUAUGACGUGUUCAUGAAGGCACAUCUACGUCAGCCAGAAGUUCUGCGAAAGGCGACGAGUAGUCAGUCAGUAGAGGGAGGCCAGCAGAGAGGAAAUAAGAGGAGAGAAGGGCGGAGGACGUACGAUUUGUUCUUGGUGUGUCGUUCCAUUGAAUCAUACGAUCUCUCUCCCUGACUGCCGAGGCAAAAGAUUCGAACGCUGUCCCAGGUUCUAAGAUUAAAGAUGGAGGAGUGUUUAAAACUGAUUGUUCAAUACUCGGAGCAAAGGGAGAAGAUAUAUAAGGAAUUUUUGAAAAGACUGGAACAGUGGAUGUUAAUCAGGCCCAGGACUAUUCAAGGCUUACUUGAUCUCAUCAGUUACAUUGACAGCUUUCAUAAAGGUGCCAAUGUUGCCAAUAUUAUUGGUUCUGCAGCAGGCAUUGCAGGGGCAGGUGGAGUCCUUUUGGCACCGUUCACCGGUGGCCUGUCUUUGGCUGUUGGAGGCAUUGUCGCAAGUGCUGUGGGUGCCACUACAAGUCUCGUUGCUUCCUUCAAAGAUAACAGUGUUGCAAGGGAAAACUGCGAGAAAGCACAGGAACUUAUAGAUAAAGAUGCAAAAGCAACUUAUGCACUGACAAGCUCGAUGGGAGAAUACCAUGAGAUAACACAGAAGCUAAGCGACUGUCUAAGAAGUGCCCAUGGUAAGAUAAACUUUGAGUCACUGCCACCAAUUGUGGCUAAUAGUCAGGCUGCUUCAAGUUACUUACUGGGUACUGGGCUGGUUGCUUCUGCUUCUGCAUUUGGCAAAGGAGCCAGUAAAGCAGGAGCCAGACUACUUCCAGUCGUUAGUGUAGUAUGCAUAGCCAUUGAUAUAUGGUCAAUUGUCACCACCACCGUGGAUAUGGUGGAAGGAUCGAAAAGUAAAGCGGGCAAAGAAUUGUUGAAGGUAGUUCAGAAGCUUCGAGAACAGAGAAGUAUGUUACGUAGGUAUGUUAUAGAAGCGAUCAGAAUACAGGCUCAGAAUGCACCGUGCGAAGAAGAUGAAAAAGAAAUAAUAGCGCAAAUGAUUAAACAAUAUGAAACAGAGAAUAAAACAGAUUCAGAUUCUUCAGACAGCGAUGAAUCUGAUGAAGAUGAAAGCAUAGACUUUUGCCUGAUGAAUGCCAGAUCAGUAUUUAACAAAUGGAAAGAAAUUACAGAGUAUGUGGUUUUGAAAGAUACUGAUGUUUUGGCAGUAACAGAAACUUGGAACCGUAGAAAACCAUUGGUAAUGACAGUACCAGGGUAUUCCCCAUUCUUUUAUGCCCCUCGUGAAGAAAAAAGAGGUGGAGGAGUUGGAGCUCUAAUUAAGAGUAACAUCAUGGUAUUCAAAACCAGCCGUAACUUUAAUACCUUUGAAUGCAUAUAUUGCAUCUUAAUUGUGAUUUCAAAAAAAGCAGUUCGUAUAAUACGAAUCUACAUACUUUACAAACCACCUCAUUCAGAUUUUGAAACUUUCUUUGAUGAAUUCUGCCUCCUGAUAGCUGAAUCUGCUUUAAAAAGCAAAGUCAUUAUUAUGGGUGACUUCAAUAUCAACUGGGGAAACUCCGACUCAUCUGAGAUGAAGGUCUUGUUGAAUUAUCUUGGCCUUCACCAACACGUAAAUAAAGAAACACACGAGAGAGGUGGAAUCCUGGACUGGGUAGUAACUCGAGAGCUGGAGGCACAUCUUAUAAAAGAUCUUCAUGUUGACAGACAAAUUCAGAAGUUGAUUAACCUCGACCAUUAUCCAGUUACUUUCACUGUUAAACCGAGACCUUAAAUAUAAAAUUCCCCAUGACCAUGUUGGUACAUUUUGACACCACUGUCCAAAAAAGGUACUAUAUUUUUUAUUUUACAAUACAAAUUUAUUGUGUCAUUUUAAAAUUAAUUUUAACUUAUCUGCUUCAGAUUAGCCUUGUCUACAGUAAAUACACUAUUUCUGCGAUUUUUUCUUGUUGUGGGAUGCGUCCAGUAAUCAGUAUUUUUAAGGAUAGAUUUAAAUAUUGCGAAAAACAGUCUGCAGUAGUCAGGUCAGGAGGGUAACGAAAACCAUCCAAUGGCCCUGGCAAUAAUAACAAGUAAAAGUGACUAAUAAGCUGGCGUGCGUGUAACCACGGUGCAGAUUCAAGAUGGGUUUCAUUUGUAUACACUCAAGUCCUCCUAUCCUGUACUGCUUUUCUCAGAAGCAUCAAGACUUCUUUGUAAGUAUUUAUUGACUAUUUGACCUUGAGGCACAUGUUAGGCGUGUAGGCAUGCACGCCUUGGUUGUUUUGUGAAAAGAGAUGAUUAAAUAAAAUCCAUCUCCAUUUUUUUUUGUAAUUUAUUCCGAGAUUUUCUUACAAAAAGAUGUCCUAUGAAUGUAAGGUGUAGAUGUGAAUAGUGUCGACGAGAGAAUGGGAAAGAAAUGUACUCUUUUUGUUUUCCACUUGAAUUACAAUGUUUCUCCCCUGUUGAAAGUUGAUAUUAUAUACGAUGUUAUAGCAGUUAAUAAGAGUGUUUUUUUUUAUAUUUCCACCUUAAUGUAACAGCAAAGAACCGAAAAUUGUUAUGACAAUGUUCACGUAAAUUGUACAAGGUUUGCAGGUAUGUGGGUCCAAUCGUGCUAUCCGACAGAGGAUAAGAAAAUAUGCAACAAGUUGCUAAGAAAAUACCAAACCUUAAGUUAAAUGCCACUCUUGUUAUGAAUGUAAAGCCAGUAAAGCUUAUAGCUUAGACCUAGGCUAUAGGUUGUAUGCUGUUAGGCGCACGAAUGUUGCCCUCGAUAAACUCUUGUAUUACAGGGAAUGAUUUCUAGACAGGAACCAUUUAUAGAAACGAGUUAUAGAAGAAUCUAAUCAGGAUUAAGAUGCUUUCCUUAACAAUGUAUACAGCAAAAUAAAAGUUAGUGUAAAUGCAAAGAAGAAUAAAACUACAGAAGUCAAU